This is a messenger RNA of Oryzias latipes (Japanese medaka), 2455 nucleotides long. RefSeq names its product zinc finger protein 513. Lineage: Eukaryota; Metazoa; Chordata; Actinopteri; Beloniformes; Adrianichthyidae. Gene Ontology annotation, molecular function: DNA-binding transcription factor activity, RNA polymerase II-specific; RNA polymerase II cis-regulatory region sequence-specific DNA binding. Gene Ontology annotation, biological process: regulation of DNA-templated transcription. The record is from RefSeq and is a predicted model, not a curated record.
GAACCCGGACCCGGCGCAGCUCUGUCAGUGGAGUGUCUGUGCCAAAAACAAAAGGCUGCUGUUUGUUUGAGAACUGAACAUUGGUUCUCGUGAACAUUUUUCGUCUUUUUUGAGGGACUACCCGUUGAUAUGUAGCGCUAACAGCGAGCCAGGUAGUAGCCGCCCGGUCGUAAUGACACCGCCGCUGCUGUCUUUUGGAGGAAGAGGAAGAGGAAGGAGGUGAUGGUGUUAAUGACGAUGACAUGCAGUUAGCUGGCCGCCCGCCCGCCUGGCUGGCUGACGGACGGACGGACGGACGGUCGCACGUUCGGGAUCGGAGCCCAGUCGGUCGGUGUGACACCGGCAGACACCAGCGCGGGAUCCGGGACGGAGAGAGACGAAGAUGCCGCGGAGGAAGCAAUCCAACCCUCAGCCGGUCAAAUUGGAGUCUGAAGAUGGCGUGGUGGUGUGCGAGCCCAGCUGUCUGGUCCUGGACAGCGACAUCCUGCUGAGCGGGGAGCUGGAGUUCACCGAAACGGACCUCAUCGGUCUGGACAGAGAGGCAGGUGUGACCGUCUUCUCUCUGAGUGUGGAGGAUGACCCCACAGCACCUACAGAUUCCACCUUCCCAGCCAUCCUGUCCUGUAAAGGCUGCGGUCAGUUGUUGGAGGACACGCCUCUGGCUGCUGGCUUGGAGCUCGGUGUGGGUCUGGCCCUGGGGGCUGAGCUCUACUGUCUAACCUGCGAGGCGGCGGUGCAGCAUUCCGCCUCCAUCGACUCGUUCAAGGUCGACAGCCCCGACCAGCUCAACCUACCCCCCAAUUCAACCCCAGACAAAAAAAGGAGGGGCGUCGCCAAGUCGGAAGGCGAUAUUCCUCAAAAGCUGUUCUCCUGCUCGCUGUGCACCUUCACCUCCCGCUACUCCAACCACCUCAAACGCCACAUGAGAAUCCACGACGGCCAGAAGCCUUACCGCUGCCCCGCCUGCCCGUACGCCUCCGCCCAGCUCGUCAACCUGCAGCGUCACACCCGCACGCACACCGGCGAGAAACCAUACCGCUGUGUGCAGUGCAGCUACGCCUGCAGCUCCCUCGGCAACCUGCGGAGGCACCAGCAGAUGCACCUGCAGGAGCGGCCGAAGAAGAAGGAGAAGCGGCAAGGGAAGAGGAGGAAGAGCAAAGGUGGAGCUGAGGAAGUGAUGUCAGACCUGACCCUGCGGGUCUCCCAGGACUCAAUGUAUCUGCAGACGUUGGCGAGCUUCAGCACCGCCUCUGGCCCCCUCCCCGUCCUCCUCUUCCCCCUCUGCUGCCGCGUUUGUGGCCUCACUUUGGAGGAGGCUGACUUAGAAGGGGACAAAGCUGAGGGGGAGGCGGAGUCUGAUGGAGCGCAGGUGUGCCGUCGCUGCUCUUUGGAUCUGCUCCCCAAAGAGGGGUCGCAGUCCCGGCAUAGCACUCGUCGGGCAUCCAGGCGCAGCACCAAGCUGUACCGCUGCCCUAACUGCCCUUUCCUGUCGCACUACCCCAACCACCUGGCCCGUCACUCCCUCACCCACUCCGAGGAGAAACCCCACCACUGCCCCUGCUGCUCCUACAGCUCCUCGCACCUCGACAAUCUAAAGCGCCACAUGCGGGUCCACACUGGCGAGAAACCGUACCAGUGCCCAUCGUGCAGCUACGCCUGCGGGAACCUUGCCAACUUGCGGCGCCACGAGCGCAUCCACUCGGGCGCCAAGCCCUUCCACUGCAGCAUCUGCGGCUACUCGUGCAACCAGAGCAUGAACCUGAAACGCCACAUGCUGAGGCACACAGGCGAGAAGCCGUAUGCCUGCGGCGAGUGCGGCUACACGACGGGCCACUGGGACAACUACAAGCGGCACCAGAGGAAACACGGACACAACACGGACAGCUGGGACAAGCACGCCCCCAUUAACGGGCUUAGCUGGGACAAGAGGGCGCCGGACAGCCAAAGUCAGGGACUGGAACACACAUAGAUGCUCCGCAGGCGUGUGUGUGUUGAACAAAAACUCAGGUGCCUUUGAUGGACUUUACUGCUGCACUGACUUUACAGAGGGGCCUUUGUUUUUGUCGAAAGUUUACAAAGGUUCUCACCUCUCAUCAUUGAUAAUUUCAGCUAAAAAAGUUUAUUUUCUCAACAGAUGAUCAAUAUAUUUUUGACUGGAAUUCAGUUUUUUUUUUUAACUUUUGGUUGAACAGAAGUGAGACCUCCCAUUUUUAGUUUUGAGGUUUCUGCAGCCUCCAGCUGACAAAGACGCUUAACUAAUAAUAAAUAUAAGCAUGCAGAAAAAGUCGUAAAGAGUCAUUUUUAAAAGGUUUUUUGUAUUCCCACUGCAAAUUUUUGGCGUGAAAAAAAUGGGAUUGAAAAAGUAAAAAAAUUGGUGACAGCCAAUAAACAGCUAAAUGUUUUUGAGCGGCUACCUCAUGCUGCACCAGCCUUAAUAAAGGUUAAAAAAAAAUCA